UUCAGCUUUCAAGUUUCAACUGCAAAAUUCAAUCUUCUUCAGCUAAAUCCGUUUCCAAUGCUUCAAAUAAAUUUUGGGCAUUCCUCACAUUCACCGAAAUGAUUCUUCACCUCAGUCAAAAUCGCUCCUUUCUCUUCGUAAACCCUAAGCUACCACCACCACCAUUUCAACCACAAACCCGGUUACGUUUUUCCUUCAAAGCUCGAACCUUUCGAGUUUUUAACUCCACCCAUAUCGCUACUUUGAAUAACUUCUCUCCUGUUGAGUCUAAACGCGUGCCUCGUCAUGUGAAAAUUGAAGCUCAGCGUGUUCUUAUGGAUUACUUGCAUUCAACACGUGGCUACAGCUUCUUGGAUGCUGAGUAUAUCAGUAAGAAUUGCCCCAACUUUGUUAAAUCUUUGAUUGCAAAUAUUUUUGUUGGUGGAAAUGAUGUUGAUGUUGAUGUUGAUGGUGUUGCUCAUUCAUUGAGGAAGUUUCUAAGGUACAAUCCCAUUAACGAGUUUGAACCAUUCUUUGAGAGCAUAGGGAUUAGCCCCUCUGAGUUGCAAGAUUUUCUACCUAGUGGCAUGUUUUUCUUAGCUGAUGAUUCUGCUUUGGUUGAUAAUUUCCAUGUUCUGUGUAACUAUGGUGUACCUAGGAACAGGAUUGGAGAGAUUUAUAAGGAAGCAAAAGAGGUAUUUGGGUACCCUAAGGGGUUCUUGUUGGAGAAAUUUAGAGAGUAUGAAGAAUUAGGGCUAAGUAAAUCAUUUAUCAUCAAGCUUGGUGUUUGUUGCCCUUCAAUUUUGGUUGGUGAUCAUCAUGGUGAAUUUGUGGUGGUUCUUGAUUGGUUAAAGAGAAUUGGGAUUGAAGAUGAUUGGAUUGUGAGUUACAUGUCUUGUUCAAGGACAUAUAGUUGGAAGAAAAUGCUUGAUGCUAUUCAACUUCUUGAUGAAGUUGGUUAUUCUGAGGAACAAAUGCACAAUUUGUUCAAGGCAAAUCCUAAAUUGUUAUUGGAAGGUUUUGGUAAGAAGCUACGCUUGUUUUUGGUUAGAUCACAUAAGUUAGGUGUUAAGGUGAAUGUUAUGUAUUCAUAUUUUACGGAAUAUCCUCAUAUACUAUUAAACAAGUGUGCAAAAAAUUUGUUGAGAGUGAUUGAUAUUUUGUGUGCUAUUGGAAUGGAAACAGAUGAAAUUGCACGAAUUUUGUCUAAUUACAUGCAUCUAUUCAGCACACAUUCCUUCAAAGGUCCGAGAACUGUUAUCUCGGAGUUGAAAGUUGAGAAAGCCGAAUUACUCCAAGUCAUAAAGGACGAUCCACUGAAACUUAUAAGUAUGGCUUCAAGUUCGAAAAAGAAGAGCCCCAAACAGAUAUCAGUUUAUGAUCCGCGCAGACAUUUGGACAAGAUCACUUUCCUGCUGAAACUGGGGUAUGCAGAGAACUCCGAGGAGAUGGCGAAUGCAUUAAAAGUGUUUCGAGGGAGAGGUGAUCUAUUACAGGAGAGGUUUGAUUGUUUGGUAGAAGCAGGUUUGGACUAUAACAGUGUGAUUGGAAUGAUAAAAAGAGCUCCUACGAUUCUGAACCAAAAGAAAGAUGUAAUUAAAGAGAAGAUUCAUUUUGCCACAAACAUCUUAGGCUAUCCCUUAGAAAGCAUUGUGGCAUUCCCAACAUACUUUUGCUAUGAUUUGGAGAAGAUUGCUCAGAGGUUUUCAAUGUAUGCAUGGUUGAAGGAGAGGAAAGUAGUGAAUCCUUCCUUAACCUUGAGUACCAUAGUUUCAUCCAAUGAUAAACGGUUUGAAAAAUAUUUUGUAAAUGUGCAUCCUCAAGGUCCAACCAUUUGGAAAAAUAUAAAGAGGUUAUCAAAGAAAAACAAGAACAAGUAGUAACAGCUCCUUAUUUUGUAUUAUUUUCCUUAACAUGUUAAUUUUUACUAAUAUAUACAAGUCUUACUAACUCCUUUUACCUAAAGGGAAGCCGGGUGCACAAGCAUCCCACGUUAAUGCAAAGUCCAUUAACCUAAAAUGCCUUGAUAUUUUUUCUGUUUGAAAGAUAGGAAAUACCUCUCAAAUGAAUAGGGUUUCUGUUUGCUACCC
This is a messenger RNA of Arachis stenosperma, 2069 nucleotides long. Its product is annotated as transcription termination factor MTEF18, mitochondrial-like. Gene Ontology annotation, molecular function: double-stranded DNA binding. The record is from RefSeq and is a predicted model, not a curated record. NCBI's taxonomy places the organism in Eukaryota, Viridiplantae, Streptophyta, Magnoliopsida, Fabales, Fabaceae. Gene Ontology annotation, cellular component: chloroplast. Gene Ontology annotation, biological process: chloroplast organization; regulation of DNA-templated transcription. Bases 99 to 1859 code for a protein of 586 amino acids. The transcript has a single exon.